CGCCACGACUUCGUUCAUUACGAGGUCGACCGUCGAGUGGUUCGCGUCGUUCAUGCGUACGUUACACACACGUUGUUUCGGCUGUAUCUCGUAGAGUAAAACAAAAAGGAUAAUAAACCGCCGUUUUUCGAAAGAGGACAUUUCGAGUGCGAAACGUGGAUUUUUGAACAAUACUCGUAGACACAUAUUUUGUUUGUGUGGUUUUCUGUGAUAUAUAUAACAAUUUAUUUUUUUUUUUUGUUGUGUUCUCAUAGUGCGUUUUUUGAGGUGCGCGCGCGCGCCAAUUUUUCACGCCGACGACAAGCGCGAUGCGCUAACUCAAGUUUCUAUCUAACAUGAAGUGACCCGCGUUGGAUGCGACUCGCGAAGUGUUUUUUUUUUUUUGUGUGUGUAUGUGUGUGUUUUAACUCGGCAACAUAAGCUUUUGAUCUCCAUUAGUUGAAUUUAUUCGAGUCACUAUUAUUUGACUGCUCGGUGAAACGGUGUUAUUUUUGUAAAACGUUUUAACGCACAACAGCCAUCACGCUGAAUUACGGAGAGAUUGGAAGCCCGUUCGGAGGGGGCGCGCAACAGCAAAGAUCAACCGGCACGCCAAACGGCAACAACAACAACAACAACAACGGUAUGGCGCCCGGCGACUCGCUAGACCCGUCUAACUUAAACGGCAGCGGCGGUUCCGGCGGCAACAAUUCGGGUGGCGGCGGCCAACAGGAUUCCGGCGGCGGUGGCAGCGUGCCCGGUAACGUGACGCCAAUACCCACGUCCAAGUCGGCGUUCAUCGAGCUACAGCAAAACCCUUACAAUGCAGUCAGAGGAGUCUAUCACCCACAUCCGCACGCCCAUCCGUCCCAUCCGUUCAACCAACACCAUAGCCCCCAACACCACGGCGGCAACGCAGGAUCGUUGCCCCAUCAUCACUCCGACGCUGCCGGUGGGUUCGGUAGCCCCCGCGGGGGCAUGGCCGCAUAUCCUUUUCCCACGAUGCACCAAAACUCUUAUUCGAGCUAUCAUAUUGGGUCAUACACGCCUCAGUGUCCAUCGCCCACCAAAGACGAAAAAUGCGGUCUCGGAGAAGACGGAAGUCUCAGGGUAAACGGCAAAGGGAAAAAAAUGCGAAAGCCUAGAACCAUUUAUUCGAGUUUGCAAUUGCAACAGCUCAAUAGGCGAUUUCAAAGAACCCAAUACCUAGCACUACCCGAACGAGCAGAAUUAGCCGCAUCCCUAGGACUUACCCAAACACAAGUAAAAAUAUGGUUUCAAAACCGAAGGAGCAAAUACAAAAAAAUGAUGAAAGCUGCGCAACAACAAGUGUCGACGCCGUCCAACAACAGCAGCAGCAACAACAGCGGCCCCGGCCACAUGUUGGGAGGCCCCGGCGGGGCCAACACGCCCGGUAUACCGAACAGCCCACCGCCGUCCGGCGGCCUUCUAGGCGGUAACGGUUCGUCGUCCGGCAGUCAGCCAAGUCCGACCGGAGGAUACGUCGGCGGUCACGUGGGCUCGGGCAUGGGCCAACACGUCGGCGCCAGCCCCACGCCCAGCUCGACCCCCGUCAGCUGCGACAUGUCACCGGUGCCGCCGGUUCACCAUUCGUCCGGCGUGUCCGGUUCGCCGCCCGUCGUCGCGUGGGACAUGAAGCCCCCCAAUCUGUCGUUGGCCACCAACCCGCAUCAUCAUUCGCACCACCCCGCCGCCGGCUACAUGCCGCAAUACAGCUGGUACCAGACGGACGGCCCCAACCAGGGACUGCUAUCAGUAUGGCCGGCAGUUUAACACACUAUAGGAAAACAACUCGACGACAAUCGUUUUACCGACUUGGAUAAAAUAAUACUAACGCGGUUACAAAUGCAAUUUUACAUUAACAACGCGUACAAGUAACGCAAAAUACGUGUACGUUAUUCUGACCGUUUAGUACUACUCCGAUUAAUCCACGUUCCGGUUCCAAAGAAGAUCACUUGGUUUGUUAGUUUUUCUUCGGUUUGUUUCGGUAAACGCGCGAUUUUUUUUGCUGUUUUUUUUUUCUAAUCAUUAUAAUCUAAUAUUAUAAUUAUCAUUAUUAUUAUUUUAAUCAUUACCUAUUAAUAAUACGAGUAGAUAUUAUUAUCGUCAUCAUUAUUAUUUUAUUAUUAUUAUUAUUAUUAUUAUUAUAAUUAUUAUUAUUAUCAUUAUUAUUAUUAUUAUGUUAAUUGGUUUUUUUUUAUUGUUGUAAAUAUUACGGACUUGUGUAUUAUUUUUCUAAACGCGAAAAUGACGAAUAGUGUUGACAAAGAAAAAAAAAUGUAUUGUAAUUACACGUGUAAAGUUAUGUACUUUGGAUCCUUCCAUAAAAUAUUAUUGAUUUUAUUAUACAAAAAUUAUAGUUAACUUUUGUAAAUAAAUGGAAAAUAGUGUUAUUUAUAUGUAUUAUAUUAAUGUACGUUAGAAACUAGAGGAAUCAUAGGAAAUAGAA
Messenger RNA from Daktulosphaira vitifoliae (grape phylloxera), 2449 nucleotides. RefSeq names its product homeotic protein distal-less-like. Gene Ontology annotation, molecular function: RNA polymerase II cis-regulatory region sequence-specific DNA binding; DNA-binding transcription factor activity, RNA polymerase II-specific. The record is from RefSeq and is a predicted model, not a curated record. The transcript has 5 exons. Gene Ontology annotation, biological process: regulation of transcription by RNA polymerase II. NCBI's taxonomy places the organism in Eukaryota, Metazoa, Arthropoda, Insecta, Hemiptera, Phylloxeridae. The coding region runs from base 625 to 1773 and encodes 382 amino acids.